Dromiciops gliroides (monito del monte) is the source of this 1345-nucleotide messenger RNA. RefSeq names its product carboxypeptidase O (gene CPO). Gene Ontology annotation, molecular function: zinc ion binding; metallocarboxypeptidase activity. Gene Ontology annotation, biological process: proteolysis. The coding region runs from base 164 to 1345 and encodes 393 amino acids. Lineage: Eukaryota; Metazoa; Chordata; Mammalia; Microbiotheria; Microbiotheriidae. The transcript has 11 exons. The record is from RefSeq and is a predicted model, not a curated record.
CAGAACAGCAGGUGUUCAUGUGUCUCAGUGUAUGUGAUGCUGCAUGAUUAUUCACCAAGAGGUGGCAAAAUGCAGACCUUGCUAGCACCUUGAAAGCUGCUGUCCAGCAUUGAUAGGAGUGGAAAGACCCUCUGCACCUCGCCUAUCCUGGAGUGGAUGUGACAUGUUUCCUGAUAACAAAAUGCUGUGUAGUCACUGUGUUCACUCUAUGACCACGUGGCAAGUGCCAUUCCCUCAGAAGAAUGAAGCUUCUUCCAUCAGAACCUCGGCAAAUAAAAGACAUGGUGUGCUGGAGGAGAAACAGAAUCUGGGGAGCAAGUUGGAAGACUAUGACUAUAAGAAGUAUCACCCCAUUGAGGAGAUCUAUAAAUGGAUGAGUCAGAUAGAAGAGAGGUACAGAGAAGUGGUGACACAGCACUUUCUAGGUGUGACCUAUGAGGCCCGACCGAUGUAUUCCCUAAAGAUCAGUAAGCCAACAAGUACCCUGAAGAAGAUCAUUUGGAUGGACUGUGGAAUUCAUGCCAGAGAGUGGAUUGCACCUGCCUUUUGCCAGUGGUUUGUGAGAGAAAUUCUACAAAACUACAAAACAGAUGCAAGGAUAAGCAGAUUUCUUAGGAAGCUGGACUUCUACAUCCUCCCAGUUCUUAACAUCGAUGGCUAUGUCUACAGCUGGAACAAUGAUCGUCUCUGGAGAAAAUCUCGUUCAUCUCAUAAUAAUGGCACAUGCUUUGGAACUGAUCUCAACAGAAAUUUCAACAUAUCCUGGUGUAGUAUUGGAGCUUCUAAAAACUGUAAAAGCAAAAAUUUCUGUGGAACGGGACCAGUCUCUGAGCCUGAAACAAAAGCCAUCUCGAGUUUUAUUGAAGGCAAGAAGGACAACAUCCUAUGCUACUUGACAAUGCAUUCCCAUGGUCAGUUCAUCCUCACUCCCUAUGGUUAUACCAAAAAGAGACCAAGUAGCUAUGAUGAAUUGAUUCGAGUUGGAAAGAAGACAGCAAAAGAAUUGAAAGCAAAGCAUGGAAGCAAUUAUAGAGUUGGAUCAACCUCAGAAAUGUUAUACCUUUUAUCUGGAUCUUCACGAGACUGGGCUUAUGAUAUCGGGAUUCCCUUCUCUUAUACAUUUGAGUUGAGAGACAAUGGCACUUAUAAGUUCAUGCUACCAGAAGACCAGAUCCAGCCCACUUGUGAGGAGACCACAACAGCUAUCCUCUCCAUGCUUGAUGAUAUCUAUGAGAAGGAAUGGGGUUCAAACAGAGCAGUGGUGCUCACCCCAUCUACCAUGGGGCUUAGUGUCUUCCUGUCCUUCAUGCUUUUCAUUGAAGGACAUCUGUCACAGCUCCAAUAG